Messenger RNA from Diabrotica virgifera virgifera (western corn rootworm), 596 nucleotides. RefSeq names its product pheromone-binding protein-related protein 6-like. Lineage: Eukaryota; Metazoa; Arthropoda; Insecta; Coleoptera; Chrysomelidae. The transcript is spliced from 7 exons. Gene Ontology annotation, molecular function: odorant binding. The record is from RefSeq and is a predicted model, not a curated record. The coding region runs from base 79 to 489 and encodes 136 amino acids. Gene Ontology annotation, biological process: sensory perception of smell.
CCUGUGUAUCGAUAUUUAAGAAGCCAGAUGCAUCUGGCGACUCACUAGUUAGUUUAAAUAAAAAAAAACACUGAAAUAAUGUUUAAAACAGUGGGUUGCUUUUUUGCGCUGGUAGUUCUAGUGGCUGGCCGUAUGGAGCUUCCCCCAGAACUUCAAGAAUACGUUAAAGAUCUUCACAAUAUUUGUAUAAAAAAAGCCGGAGUUUCAGAAAGUGACCACGCGGCGUACGAUAUAGUAAAUAAUCCUCACGAUCCAAAACUUAUGUGUUAUAUGAAAUGCCUUAUGUUGGAAGCAAAAUGGAUGUCACCUGAUGGUGCGAUCCAAUACGAUUAUAUUAUUAAUAUGGCUCAUCCAAAAAUAAAAGACCUUUUGGAAGCCGCCCUUAACAAAUGUAGGACGAUUGAAGAAGGAGGAGAUUUGUGUGAAAAGGCAUCCAAUCUAAACUUUUGUUUAUCCAAAGCAGAUCCAGAGAAUUGGUUCUUGGUUUGACACUCCAAAGAUUCGAUAUGGACCUUAAGACGUUAAUACUAUAAGACGUAUAUUGUUUAAAUUAUUUUUUCUGAAUUGAAUAAAACCUGUAAAAAGGUAUGAAAAAA